Molecule: messenger RNA, 2127 nt
Organism: Tachyglossus aculeatus (Australian echidna)
Lineage: Eukaryota; Metazoa; Chordata; Mammalia; Monotremata; Tachyglossidae
Gene: SLC25A32
Product: solute carrier family 25 member 32
Exons: 7
Coding region: 21-935 (304 amino acids)
Biological process (GO): folate import into mitochondrion; nucleotide transport; mitochondrial transport
Cellular component (GO): mitochondrial membrane; mitochondrion
Molecular function (GO): FAD transmembrane transporter activity; folic acid transmembrane transporter activity
Source: RefSeq, a predicted model, not a curated record
UGCCCGCCGCCGCGGAGCCCAUGGCGUCGGCGCCCCGGCCCAGCGUGCUCCGCCACGUCCGCUACGAGAACUUGGUGGCCGGCGUCAGCGGCGGCGUCCUCUCCAACCUGGCGCUGCACCCGCUCGACCUCGUCAAGGUCCGCUUCGCAGUCAGUGAUGGAUUGGAGUUGAGACCGAAAUAUAAGGGAAUUCUGCAUUGUCUGACUACUAUUUGGAAACUCGAUGGAGUGCGUGGCCUUUACCAAGGAGUAACCCCAAAUGUGUGGGGUGCGGGUUUAUCCUGGGGACUCUACUUUUUCUUCUAUAAUGCUAUCAAAUCCUAUAAGACGGAGGGGAAAGCAACACAGCUCGAAGCAACAGAAUACCUAGUGUCGGCUGCUGAAGCUGGAGCGAUGACCCUCUGUCUUACAAAUCCAUUAUGGGUGACAAAGACAAGACUUAUGUUACAGUAUGAAGGUGACGUGAACUCAAAAAGACAGUACAAAGGAAUGUUGGAUACUCUUGUAAAAAUAUACAAAAAUGAAGGUGUGCGUGGAUUGUACAAGGGAUUUGUGCCAGGGCUGUUUGGAACAUCCCAUGGUGCUCUUCAGUUCAUGGCGUAUGAAUUGCUGAAGUUGGAGUAUAAUAAGCAUAUGAAAAGAAUGCCAGAAGCACAAUUGAGCACAUUAGAAUACAUAUCAGUGGCAGCACUAUCUAAAAUAUUUGCCGUGGCAGCAACCUACCCCUAUCAAGUCGUGAGAGCCCGUCUUCAGGAUCAACACAAUUUAUACAAAGGAGUGCUGGAUGUAAUCAGUAGGACGUGGAGGAAAGAAGGUGUUCAUGGAUUUUACAAAGGAAUUGUCCCCAACUUGAUUAGAGUGACACCUGCCUGCUGUAUUACCUUUGUGGUAUAUGAGAACGUCUCACAUUUUUUACUUGGCUUUAGAGAUAAGUAAAAGUAAACGAAAGCUCAGAGCUCAGGAAUAGAGUUCCAAAGUAUCUGUUGAGAGCAACUUAUCCUUUAGUGUUGUCGUGAAAUGUGGAAGACUAUCGUACCACAACCCGGGCAAAAGAUGGAGACCGGUUCUGUAACUGUUGGAAGAAUUCAUAAACAGAGCAGUCCUCCCAGCCCUUUUCCCCGCUUUUGCCUUCUCAGCUUUGCAUGUGCCUCAACUCCCUUUACCCGGCCUUCAAAUCAACAUUAAAGCUGAUCGGUAGUUGCAGUAGGAAGUAGAGCCAUUUCGACAAGAAGAAACUACUCUGAAUUGGCUUGUGCUUCGAAUGGAUUUUCCUAUCUCUUGCUAAACCGGCUCGGUUUUAGACUCCAUUUCUGGGCAGUUGCAAGAAUUGGCUUCCUUUAAGGCUAUGUAUGAAAUAUUACAUUUUAAAGGAGGGAUCAAAGGUUGGAAGGAAGUUCAUCGGAAAUCUGAGGAUCCAAAUCCAGAAUGUACCUUUUAAAUAAACAUCCAACUUAAGGGGAUUAGCGGGAGGAGAGUAGUGAGCCUUGCGAAAUUUGGAAGAGAUUGAAAUAGUCUAUUUUGCCUCUUCCGUAUUUUUCUGCCGGGAUCCCGCCCUAGUAGGAAACUUUCCUGCGGCCUCAAGCACCACUUUUCUAGCUGAUGAGUUGGGGUUUUUUUGAAAAUUGAUUUUUCGUGUUUUCUGAGCUCCCGGAUCCAGAACAUUUCAAACUUCGCAUUUUCAGACAAUGCUGUGUAGGUAACAAAGCCCCUGGGCAGUGGUAGAAGAGUGUGGAGAGCGAUUUAAGUGAACAGGCUGGUUUUCGAGGAACUGGAUGUGAUUUCGGUUUAAUAGUGCUAGCGUAACCUUGAGCACCCUGGUUUGGAUUCCAAAUCCGUGAUUCAUUCACUACUGGCUGCCAAUGCGUUGUUGAGGUGCUUAUUGUGCCUUCGCCCAUUAGUGCUGAUUCUACCCUUGUAGGUCUGCCAAGGUAAAGGGCAGAAAAGCAAAUCUAUUCCUAAUUUAAUUUAUCAUAAGCAUCCUAUUUCUGCUAUACUAGUACCAUUUAUUUCUUGUAAAUAAAACAUUUGUUUUCAAAGCCAUAAUAAUUGAAAUGGAUCUUUGAAAGUGGAUAUAUUUUUAUAUUUAAAUGACAUUGUUUGAAAAUAAAAAUGAAAUGAUAAACGCUCA